Molecule: messenger RNA, 1359 nt
Organism: Cyphellophora attinorum
Lineage: Eukaryota; Fungi; Ascomycota; Eurotiomycetes; Chaetothyriales; Cyphellophoraceae
Exons: 5
Coding region: 1-1359 (452 amino acids)
Molecular function (GO): FAD binding
Source: RefSeq, a predicted model, not a curated record
AUGGAGAAAUUCAACGUGAUCAUAGCCGGCGGAGGCUUGGCUGGGCCGCUUCUGGCGAAUGGUCUGCUAGAGGCUGGCGUUCAAGUUGAUGUGUACGAGAAGUUGAAAGCAAACGCCAAAAGAGAUGGCUACUCAAUACGUGUCGCUCAACCUUGUCUGACGGCCUUCCGGAAAUUUCUCAGCGAAGACCAAUGCGCAACGAUUGUGUCGAAAUUGGGCAGUUUUGAAGGUGGAAAAGAGACGACCCCAAUUUGGUACGAUCAUAACAUGAAGCCCCUUAUCGACAUGCAACGAGUUACCGCACAAUAUGAUGGAUCUGCACCAAUGGACCGAGUAGUUCUACGCGACAUUUUGAUGGAGAGACCUCUCAGCGAAGGCAUUGUCCACUUCGACAAAAGCUUUUCGAGGUAUGAGAUUAUCUCGAAGGACAGCCGCGAGAGUGUCCGAGUCUUUUUUGAAGAUGGCACCUCUGCAGACUGUGAUGUUCUCAUUGCCGCAGACGGAAGCCAUUCCAAAGUCAACCAGCAAAUAGGCCUGGAUAACAUUGUUCAAGUUCCUGUGAUCAAUUUCAUAACGAAGGUCAAGCUGUCCAGAGCCAAAUACGAUCUACUUCCUGCAGCCGCCCGGAGAAGACCAAUUAUAUGCUUCUCACAUAAGAUGACGUACUUCUGCGUUGCUUACACACCGAAGUCGAAGUCCGGUACUGAUGCAAGUUCGGGGAAAUCAACGAACACUAAGAUUGACAUCGAUGAAACAGCGGCUACCUUCACAUUCUCCCUGCUGAUGCUGAAGAGUGAGUGUCCUGAGGACAUAAAGGAGUGGACUCUGGAGAAGAAAUGGAGUUUCCUGUCCGAAGCGAUAAGUACUUGGGAUAAUACUUUCCUUCAGGUCAUAGAUGUGCUCAAGGAUGUCGAACUGUAUAUCUUCGAGCCUCGAGCCUCCAAACGACCGGCCAUGGACUGGAGAUCCUCUGCCAAAUCAGCGUCGGUGCCCACUGCAGGCCAUCCCCGGGUGUGGUUAUUGGGGGAUGCUAUGCAUGUGAUGCUGCCAAACAGAGGCAUGGGUGGCAACCAGGCUAUGCUCGACACAACAUUCAUCGCACCGCUUCUCAAGCGGCUCAACAAGUCAGCUGAGGCUCGAGGACACGUCUCAACCGCCGAAGUAGCCGCAGCAUGUCAAGAGUACGAGAGAGAGAUGAUUCCCAGAGCUUUCGAGUGGGUAGAACUUAGCGGUGGGACGAAAGCGGUGCCUUUCGACACGAAUACCUACAUCGGCCAGCUUACAUGCUUGAUGUUUCGUCUAUCGCUCGAUGUAAGGGAUAGGUGGAACGCAGUCUGCCGGGCGAUAGGAAUGCAGUAA